AUGGCUCUUCCACUACGUUCCUCAGCUCCUGAUUCCCGCUUAGAGGAGAUUAUUCCCGGAUCAGAACGAAUUGAAGAGCUUUCAGACGAGGAGCUGGACAGCGACUACGAGGAUAUGGGAACCGCUACCAUGGAAGAGCAAGCGAACAUUGCUUACCUGGAGAGUAUAAGAAUACCAAUCAGGGACUCACUCGUGACGGACACAUCGGAAGCGGAUGAAGAAACGUCCAAGGUCAUAUUACCUUUCUUGGAAGGCAAUCCCAACAAUUUCCCACUCAACGCUUCUGGCAUGCCGAGCUUGCAGCGCCGAAAGCACGCCUACUUCUUAGAAGGACAACUUGAUGACUGGCCGGCACGCGCUGCCGCGUUGGAUGCUGCGCGACCAUGGAUCAUAUACUGGUCUCUGCAAGGCCUGACCGCACUGGGGUCUGAUAUAUCCGACUACAACAGAACAACACCACACACCGCCUCCCUGGCACAACAUCCGGAUGGAGGAUUUGGAGGUGGCUACGGACAGUACGCUCAUCUUGCCUGUACAUACGCUUCAGUACUGUCGCUGGCCACAGUCGGCGGGAAAGAAUCAUAUGAGACAAUCAAUCGCAAGACUCUAUGGCACUUCUUGGGCCGAAUGAAGCAAGCAGACGGAGGCUUCACCAUGUGUGCAGGCGGCGAAGAAGACAUUCGCGGUGCCUAUUGCGCCCUAGUCGUACUAUCCCUCCUUAACCUGCCUCUCGAGCUACCACCCGAUGCACCCGUACGAAAACAGGGCUUCACCACCUUCACAGACGGCCUGGGUAACUGGAUCUCCAAGUGUCAGUCCUGGGAUGGCGGCAUCUCCGCAGCUCCAGGCAACGAAGCUCACGGAGCCUACGCAUUUUGUGGACUAGGCAGUCUCGCCAUCCUCGGCCCACCAAAAGAAACGCUUCACAAGUACCUGGACGUCAACAUGCUGAUCUACUGGCUAUCGUCGCGCCAAUGCACACCAGAAGGUGGAUACAACGGCCGCACAAACAAGCUCGUCGACGGCUGCUAUUCCCACUGGAUCGGCGGCUGUUGGUCUAUUACCGAAGCUGCAACCACGACAGGACUAUGGAACCGCGGCGCACUUGGCAGGUACAUCCUAGCCGCGUGUCAAGAGAACAAGGGUGGACUGCGAGAUAAGCCUGGCAAAGGCGCAGACGCAUACCACACUUGCUACAAUCUGGCUGGGCUGAGUGCGGUGCAGCACAAAUACGCCUAUGAUGAGAAUGUAAACAAGACUCUUGGUACGGGUACCUUUGGCGCACCUUUCCAUUGGAAGAUGGAGGGUCGUUAUGACGGUGAGGACAAGAUGUGGGAUGAGGGUGAUGCAGUGAGGGCGGUACAUCCUGUAUUUGUCAUUCCCUUUAUGUCGGUAUAUGAGACAAGGAAGUACUUUGAGGAGAAGGAGGGGUUUUGA
Messenger RNA from Alternaria infectoria, 1437 nucleotides. RefSeq lists its product as uncharacterized. The record is from RefSeq and is a predicted model, not a curated record. Gene Ontology annotation, molecular function: protein farnesyltransferase activity. Gene Ontology annotation, biological process: protein farnesylation. Lineage: Eukaryota; Fungi; Ascomycota; Dothideomycetes; Pleosporales; Pleosporaceae. The transcript is spliced from 2 exons. Gene Ontology annotation, cellular component: protein farnesyltransferase complex. Bases 1 to 1437 code for a protein of 478 amino acids.